UUCCGUUGGCGCAGAGCCUUGACGACAGCUUCUACUGUCAGACCUUCGUUACCACUCUCCCCUUUUUGGUCGGUUUACCACCACGGUUGAAGCUAUGUUAUCGCAUUCCCGAUGUCUUUCCCGGACACUCGGGCGGUCUCUGUCUGCGUUAAGUCAGGGGAAUAAUGUGCUGGCUGGAAGGACUGCUUCAGGCCUAUCCGUUGGCAACAGGGUUGUCUACAGGAACAGUCAGUCUAGAUUUGAGUCUCCGUCAUCAGUUGGUGUCUUCCACAUCAGAUACUUCAAGACGUCUGCAGCACACAGGGAUGAAGUUGUCACCGUCAACACCCCUCCGUUCUCUGAGUCGAUCACAGAAGGGGACGUCAGGUGGGAGAAAGCUGUUGGAGAUUCAGUGAAAGAGGAUGAGGUGGUGUGUGAGAUCGAGACUGACAAGACCUCGUUGCAGGUGCCGUCUCCAGCGUCCGGUGUGAUCACGGAGCUGCUCGUACCAGAUGGAGGGAGAGUGGAGGCCGGGAAUCCCCUCUUCAAACUCAAAAAAGGAGCUGCAGCAGCCGCUUCUGCCCCUGUAGCUGAGGCCCCUGCAGCAGCCGCUGCUCCAACCCCGGCUGCCAUCCCUGUCGCCAUGCCCGCGGUGCCUCCCGUGCCAACACAAGCAGCCCAAGCCAAACCUGUUUCUGCAGUCAAGCCCAGCGCACCAGCAGCACCAGCAGAACCAGCAGCCCAUGGGGCCAGGACAGAGAGCAGGGUCAAGAUGAAUCGUAUGAGGCUGAGGAUCGCUCAGAGGCUAAAAGAGGCUCAGCAGACUUGUGCCAUGCUCACCACCUUCAACGAGAUAGACAUGAGCAACAUCCAGGAGAUGAGGAAGCUCCAUAAAGAUGCUUUCCUGAAACGACACAACAUCAAGCUGGGUUUCAUGUCGGCCUUCGUUAAGGCUUCAGCACACGCUCUCAUGGACCAGCCUUCUGUCAAUGGAGUGAUUGACGAUACAACCAAAGAGAUCGUGUACAGGGAUUAUGUUGACAUCAGUGUGGCUGUGGCCACUCCCAAGGGACUGGUUGUACCAGUUAUUCGCAACGUAGAGACCAUGAACUUUGCUGACAUUGAGAAAACCAUCAACGGUCUGGGAGAGAAGGCUCGUAAUAAUCUGCUGGCUGUGGAGGACAUGGACGGAGGAACCUUCACCAUCAGUAACGGAGGAGUGUUCGGUUCCAUGUUCGGCACGCCCAUCAUCAACCCGCCCCAGUCAGCCAUCUUGGGCAUGCACGGUAUCUUCGACAGGCCUGUGGCCAUCGGCGGCAAGGUGGAGAUCCGACCCAUGAUGUACGUGGCUCUGACCUACGACCAUCGGCUGGUCGACGGCAGAGAGGCCGUCACCUUCCUGCGUAAGAUCAAGUCUGUGGUGGAGGAUCCCCGUGUUCUACUGCUCGACAUGUGAUCCCAACCUCCCAUCACUACAGCAGGGUCACGUUCAGUACACAGGACUGUUGCCUGACAUUAUAGAGGGUUAUGCUAUAAACGCAGAAUCAGAGUUAGCCAGCUAACUUUGAUCAACAACCACAAAUAACUAGUUAUUGAUCUGGUUUAUUAAGAAAGCUCAACUUAGAUUUGCAUUUAUUUUUUGGGUUGUUCGGUCAAUUUUGACCAUGCUCAUUUCAAGGUUAUCCCCCCCCCCCAGAAUAUUUAGGUAAGUUAGCUGGCUCUCUUUGACCCUGCUUUGUAGUAUAACCCUCAGAUAGCAGUGUUGUGAAUAGAGCAGACUUGAUUCCUUCUUAUACCCUCGAGAGGGGUGUUGUUUCAACAUAAUGCUCCAAAACGUUGUGCCCUGCUGAACGCACCCCAAAGCUAUUUAAACAUCACUCAGCCUCUGUAUAAAACCAACCCCCCCCCCCCCCAAAACAAACACAAGCGACAGCCAAAUCUUGUCAUGUACUGCUUUUGGUUAAAGAGAGAGAACCUGAGUCCCUGAUCUGGUUGUGGUGUUUUGUCAGGAAUGGACUAAACAGAUAUAUGGGAAUCACGCAAACAGAGAAUUUAAUGUUGAGAUUAUUCACUUUAUUAUUGGGUGGUGUCAAUCUGCAGCUUUGGUUCAGAUUGACAUAUCAGAUUGAUUCAAUGGUUGGUCAACAUCAUACAGUGUUACCACUGACUGACUGAACCUACCAGGUCUGAUCUGUCUCAAUGUUAGACUGACUGAACCUACCAGGUCUGAUCUGUCUCAAUGUUAGACUGACUGAACCUACCAGGUCUGAUCUGUCUCAAUGUUAUACUGACUGACUGAACCUACCAGGUCUGAUCUGUCUCAAUGUUAUACUGACUGACUGAACCUACCAGGUCUGAUCUGUCUCAAUGUUAGACUGACUGACUGAACCUACCAGGUCUGAUCUGUCUCAAUGUUAGACUGACUGACUGAACCUACCAGGUCUGAUCUGUCUCAAUGUUAGACUGACUGACUGAACCUACCAGGUCUGAUCUGUCUCAAUGUUAGACUGACUGACUGAACCUACCAGGUCUGAUCUGUCUCAAUGUUAGACUGACUGAACCUACCAGGUCUGUUCUGUCUCUAUUAGACUGACUGAACCUACCAGGUCUGAUCUGUCUCAAUGUUAGACUGACUGACUGAACCUACCAGGUCUGUUCUGUCUCAAUGUUAGACUGACUGAACCUACCAGGUCUGAUCUGUCUCAAUGUUAGACUGACUGACUGAACCUACCAGGUCUGAUCUGUCUCAAUGUUAGACUGACUGAACCUACCAGGGCUGAUCUGUCUCUAUUAGACUGACUGAACCUACCAGGUCUGAUCUGUCUCUAUUAGACUGACUGAACCUACCAGGUCUGAUCUGUCUCAACGUUAGACCUGUACGUUCAAGGCACUUACAUGGCUGUCUAGAAGGAACGUGGAAGUCAGCAUUUCAUUGGACAGUGAACUGUACCAUGUGUAUCCAGUAUAUACGACUAAUAGACGUGAACUUUGAAAUAGAAACGGACACAUUUUAUUUUUCUUCAAAUCAUCAUGAAUUUUGUGUACUUUUUUUGUUUUUGUUUUUGUUGUUUUUAAAACACCGUGAUUUUCAUUGAGCUGUACAUGUAAUCUAUCCGUGCUCAUGAUUUAAAGCCAAUACAUGUUUUUAUAACGCUACCCUUAAGAAGUGCUCGGUCGGACAAGAUGAAGUCCAUUCUGAAGCUCGUGUGCUGUUUGACUAUCCCGGGUUCUGUGUUUUUGACAGCGCUAUUCAUGGGGGAUGCAGAAGCCUGUCUCCCCUGUACGUCUAGUCUCUUGGCUUCCUACUGUUGCAGUAACUUCUGCUUAUUUUGGGGUGACUGUCCCACUGAGCAGCAUUGGAAGUGAUUGGAAUCUCAUGGAAACUACCACACGCAUUGGUUGGGUCCAUAAUGGCAUCCUAUGUCGUUUAUAUAGUGCACUACAAAAGUAGGGCACUAUAUACGGAUUAGGGUGCCAUUUCAGAUACAGAUAUUGUCUUUGAGCUUUUGGUAGAGAAGGGAAUAACCACUUUCCGUCGUGUCUCUCUCUAGAUGGACUUCUAUCUGUCCGCGAGAAGGUACCAUGCUGUAGAACACCCGGACGCUAGUUUGGUUCAGGACUUACACAACACGGUUUUGGGAGUAGUUUUAGCAGCAUGCACAAUGUAUUUCUCAUGAUAACCUCUUCUUUAUGGAUCCCACCCAGGUAAAGAUUCUGUCUGUGCUGUAUACAAUGCUUUGUGACUAUUUAAAAACAACUAUUGUAGGUAGCAACGCGUAAUAACGCCACGUCAUAUAGCAUUUAUGAUGGGUUUAGUAACUAGUUUAUUUAAUCAUUACUCCAUUCAUAAAAUGUUUUAAUAUAGGUCAUUUAUAAACCAUUUAGUUAAGUCAUUACUUUAAAGUAUUUUUUUGGCUUGAACCUCAUCUAAAAAUAUAUAAAUAUGUAUUAUUUUGUGAGGGUUUAAACUUUACAAACCCGGAACUCCCAGAACUAAAUCUACUGACAAGAUGAUGUAAGGUUUCACUUCCGGGUUAAUUGAGAUAAGACUGCUCUUAAGGCAUGACUGCAAACCACACUUUGCUUUUGUUAGAAAGGUCACUGCCAAGAAACGCUAAUGUUCAAAUCAUCCUCUGUGUUGUGGGCUUAUUGUUUUAACCGUUGAUAAAGUUUGAGGGAACAUUUAGAGACCUUAAGGAGCAUCAGAUACUCCUGGAAUGUCUACCAUUGACCAUGUCCAUCUUUUGGUGAGGAAAUUACACUGGUCACUCAAAACAUUUAUAAAAUUAAUUAUAAAGUAUAAAAUAGACAACUUUUGAUUAGGUCAUGCAAAAAUACUUUACUAAUGAUUAGUAGAUGGUUUAGAAGGACUUAUAUUAAACAUCUUAGGAAACGUUAUUCAAUACUUUAAAAGUUGUUUUAUAAAUGUGUGAAUAACUAGGUUACUAAACUUUUUUUUUUUUUUUUUACAAAUGUGAGUAAUGAUGAAUAAAUGAUUCACUAAUCCAUUAUAAAAUGCUUUUAUGUAGAGUUAUUAUAGAGUGCUACCCAACAUUAAAACAUCUUUGUUUAAAUUGA
Molecule: messenger RNA, 4557 nt
Organism: Oncorhynchus kisutch (coho salmon)
Lineage: Eukaryota; Metazoa; Chordata; Actinopteri; Salmoniformes; Salmonidae
Product: dihydrolipoyllysine-residue succinyltransferase component of 2-oxoglutarate dehydrogenase complex, mitochondrial
Exons: 15
Coding region: 95-1435 (446 amino acids)
Biological process (GO): tricarboxylic acid cycle
Cellular component (GO): mitochondrion; oxoglutarate dehydrogenase complex
Molecular function (GO): dihydrolipoyllysine-residue succinyltransferase activity
Source: RefSeq, a predicted model, not a curated record